AUGUACAACUAUCUCAAAAGAUAUCAGUUCGUAUACAACUCGGGUUCGGCAGCAGUAAUAAGUUUCAAUUCGAAAGAAUACUUACGUACACUUAAAAAAUACGUAGCUCAGACCAGCCCAGGAAAAAUAGGAAAAUCUUUUUUGAAACGAACGUUGUAUAAACGUAAUUUAUGCCGAAAAAGACGACGAACAAUAAAAAAAAUUCCUAAAAUAAGUGCCAAAACAUCAGGAAGGGCUGAUAAAGAAUACGGAAAUGCUGAACUGUUGGACAAUGUAAGAAACAUAAACAAUGCCGAUUUAAUUAAAGAAAUGGAUACAUUUGUGAAAACACUGAAUGAAGUUAAUCGGACACAGAUAGAAAUUAAAACUCGAGAUCAAGCAUCUAGCGAAACGUGGAGACUUGAAAGAUUGUCCAGACUUACUGCAAGUAAUGUUGGUCGGAUUUGUAAGAUGCGACAAACUACGAGCUGUAAAAAACUAUAUAUUCAAUUGUGUACAAUAGCUUCAAUAGCAAAUCAGUACAGUAUGGUAGGGAUAUGGAAAACAUAG
This is a messenger RNA of Rhopalosiphum padi (bird cherry-oat aphid), 549 nucleotides long. RefSeq lists its product as uncharacterized. Lineage: Eukaryota; Metazoa; Arthropoda; Insecta; Hemiptera; Aphididae. The record is from RefSeq and is a predicted model, not a curated record.